Messenger RNA from Pristis pectinata (smalltooth sawfish), 1919 nucleotides. Its product is annotated as histone-binding protein RBBP4. Gene Ontology annotation, biological process: regulation of gene expression. The transcript is spliced from 13 exons. Gene Ontology annotation, cellular component: NuRD complex; nucleus; ESC/E(Z) complex. The record is from RefSeq and is a predicted model, not a curated record. The coding region runs from base 69 to 1487 and encodes 472 amino acids. Gene Ontology annotation, molecular function: histone binding. Lineage: Eukaryota; Metazoa; Chordata; Chondrichthyes; Rhinopristiformes; Pristidae.
UUGAGUUGGCGCGCGAACAGACGGCGCAUGCGCAGGUGGCGCCGAAACAAAGGCGGCGGACGGUCGGCAUGGCGGAUAAAGAAGCAUCAGAUGCCCAUUAUGAUGUUACACCUGUGACGUCACACACCCACUGUUCUUCAUUACUGACGGCCGCCUCACCAGUGCAGUCCACUCAUCUCGACACGACGCCAGCCAUUUGUCAUGAAUGGAAACGAGGAAAAAAAACAGCCUUUGAUGAUGCUGUGGAAGAACGUGUCAUUAAUGAAGAAUACAAGAUCUGGAAGAAAAAUACUCCCUUCUUGUAUGACCUGGUUAUGACUCACGCUCUGGAAUGGCCAAGUCUGACUGCCCAGUGGCUACCUGAUGUUUCCAGACCUGAGGGGAAGGACUACAGUGUUCACAGGUUGGUCCUGGGAACCCAUACAUCUGAUGAGCAAAACCAUUUAGUCAUUGCCAGUGUUCAACUUCCAAACGAUGAUGCGCAGUUUGAUGCUUCCCAUUAUGAUAGCGAGAAGGGAGAAUUUGGUGGAUUUGGUUCUGUUAGUGGAAAAAUAGAAAUUGAAAUUAAAAUAAACCAUGAAGGGGAAGUAAAUCGUGCUCGCUACAUGCCUCAGAAUCCUUGUAUUAUUGCCACAAAGACUCCCUCCAGUGAUGUGUUGGUCUUUGAUUAUACAAAACAUCCUUCCAAACCAGAUCCUUCUGGUGAAUGCAAUCCAGAUCUUCGGUUGCGAGGACAUCAGAAGGAAGGUUAUGGGCUUUCUUGGAAUCCAAAUCUUAGUGGCCAUUUACUUAGUGCUUCGGAUGAUCAUACCAUCUGUUUAUGGGACAUCAGUGCUGUGCCUAAAGAAGGAAAAAUUGUUGAUGCAAAAACUAUCUUUACUGGUCAUACAGCAGUAGUGGAAGAUGUAUCUUGGCAUUUGCUGCAUGAGUCUCUAUUUGGUUCUGUCGCAGAUGAUCAAAAACUAAUGAUUUGGGAUACCAGAUCUAACAACACAUCCAAGCCAAGUCACUCAGUUGACGCACACACUGCAGAAGUAAACUGUCUCUCCUUCAAUCCUUAUAGUGAAUUCAUCUUGGCGACUGGUUCUGCUGAUAAGACAGUUGCACUGUGGGAUUUAAGAAACCUGAAACUGAAACUGCAUUCCUUUGAAUCACACAAGGACGAGAUUUUCCAGGUUCAGUGGUCUCCUCACAAUGAAACUAUCCUGGCAUCAAGUGGAACAGAUCGUAGACUGAAUGUAUGGGAUUUGAGCAAAAUUGGAGAGGAACAAUCACCAGAAGAUGCAGAAGAUGGUCCUCCAGAGCUGUUGUUUAUUCAUGGUGGACAUACAGCUAAAAUUUCAGACUUUUCUUGGAAUCCAAAUGAACCUUGGGUAAUUUGCUCUGUAUCUGAAGACAAUAUCAUGCAAGUGUGGCAGAUGGCUGAAAAUAUUUACAAUGAUGAAGAUCCAGAGGGAGCCCCUGAUCCAGAAGGCCAAGGCUCGUAGUUGGUUCUAGCUUUCAAACACCUUUUUCUAUACAAACAUGCUAUUCUGCUAAUGCUGUUUUGGGAGAAGCUGAUGGUGUCUAACCACCAUCUCCAAAUGCAGGAGUUUGGAUAAAAGUAUGUCCUCCAGUAAGGACCCUUUUUUUAAAAAAGUUUGCUUCUACCCCCCACAAGCCUAAUGUCCCAUUUUUGCAACCAUUUGAGUAAUGUGCUGACAUGUCUGCAUUUCUAUUUGACUAAUAGAAGUAAAGCAGCUUGUUUUCCUGUUGUGUACAAUAUGUAUUUAAAGGCUUGCCCCUGAAUGCUGCAGUGUUUUCAUUGUUUCUUUUGAGAUACAAGUCAGUUAAAUCAAUUGAAUAUUCUCUGUGAGAGGGUCUUGCUAAAUAUAAUGUGCAACAAUCCCAAUAAAAAUGAUAUGUUUUUCUACACAAUA